CUCAUAUCAGGGACAACGACAAGGACGUACUGCUCUUAACUCUUUUCGACGGUCUUAGAAGAUGCUGCGGGGCGAACGCGAGGGGUGCGAAUAUAGUAGGCACCAUUCUUGGCGAGAGAGCAUCAUCAAGUCAAAAGUCCUUAGGAGAGCUCGUGCUGAGCAUGCUCUACAUAAGUCGACAAUUUUACGCUUCUGCGAUAGACACGAUUCUAGCCGAGGGAGAAGAUGAAGAUAGUAGUGAAGAAGACGAUGGGGUUGUACUGGCAAUACCUGCUGGCGAAGACUUGCGCAAAGCUCUUUUGGG
Messenger RNA from Amoebophrya sp. A25, 304 nucleotides. The record is from the annotation of a GenBank genome assembly. NCBI's taxonomy places the organism in Eukaryota, Dinophyceae, Syndiniales, Amoebophryaceae.